CUUAAGAAGUCGCGUCCACCCUGCAUGAAUGGAAAAAGGCACCUUCCCUAAUUGCACGCAUCACAUUCACCUUCGGGUGUGCUCCCCACCUUGCUCCCUAACUGCAGGCCUAAUCGUCUUCAUCACACUUCAUCAUCCUCAUCAUCCUCUUUGACUUCCUCCUAUAUCCUUCGCUGUGUUGCAACACACCUUUGCUCCUCCUCCCCGCCCCCCUCCCCGUCUCCUCCUCCUUCUCUUCCUUCUCCUCUCUCUCUCUCUUCUUCCUUCCUCUCAUCUUUUUUCCACGCGCAUUAUUGUCAUCUAUCAUUUAUCUUCCUAUUCUCUGCUCCUUCUUUCUACUGCCCUUCAUCAUCCCAGUCCUUCGGACCCCCUUCCGUCCCUCCAAUCCUUCCUCGUCAAUCCCUAGCUCCAGCCCGGAUUCAAAUAGAUGGCGAACACGGAGACAAAGCUCGUCCUCUCCCUGAUCGGCAGGAUCAUGUCGAAGCUACCCUAUAACGGCCGACCGCUCGAGAGCAUAGAGAUGGACCCGCUCAUCCACCAGUCGAUUGUCUCAUUGGUCGAGCUGUCCCGGUAUCGCCUCGGUCCCAUCUGUCGCCACCUCGUCAAUCAGCUCGAGAACAUCUCUAAGGUACUGAUUGCUCCUUCCUUACACCCGUCCUCAACAUCAUGCACGUUGCUGUUGCAACGGCCCUGCCUUCGUUUUUUUUGUUUCUUUCUCCCUUUGUUGCGACGUUGUGUCAAUACCUCACCAUGCGGAUGUGGUACACCAAUGGACAUUCUGGCACUGUUCACAGAGUGCCAGUUAAAGUGCCAGUUAAAGUGCCUGGAAGCACCGGGGGAGAGAAAGAGAGGGGAGUGUCUUAUUUAGCACUCUCCAUUAGCUCGCUUAUUUGUUUACAUGCAUUGUGCAUUUCUUGAUCAAAAAAUAAUAAUAAAA
This is a messenger RNA of Gamsiella multidivaricata, 937 nucleotides long. RefSeq lists its product as uncharacterized. Lineage: Eukaryota; Fungi; Mortierellomycota; Mortierellomycetes; Mortierellales; Mortierellaceae. The record is from RefSeq and is a predicted model, not a curated record. The coding region runs from base 428 to 868 and encodes 146 amino acids. The transcript has 2 exons.